GUAAACCCAUUGCGGACGUCAUACGUCAUCAUAGGCGACGCCUGUCGUAAAGUACUCAUAGCAAGAGGCGGCUUGUGUUCAAUAGUGGCGUCAAGAAUGGAUAAAAAAGUGGAGACGGAUAACCUGGAAGUGCGUCUUCAGGCGCUUGAGAGUCGUAUGUACGGCGAGAGAAGAAACAAAAGUGGGAAACCCGUCAAGUGUGUAGAGUCUUUGGCCAGGAUUCAGGCGGGUCUGACCAACACGGCCAACAAGAGAGAACGAGUAAAGAUCCUGCACAAGAAGAUUGAGGACCUUCUGAAGUACCUAGACCCCCAGUUCACUGAGCACAUCACUGUACCUGAUGCCAUGAAGCUGGAGUUCAUCCUCGCUGAGGAGGACUUUCUGCUCUCCCAGGCGGCUUUGCUGGAGCAGGUCAGCAGCCUGCAGCCACUGUUGGACAGCGCAUACAUCAGAGAUGUACCAGAACACGCCACCAAGUUGCAGCGCCUGUCUCAGAUUCACAUCAAAGAGCAGGACCAAACCGAGGCUCAGUCCCAGGAAGUGAAGAAGCUUUUUGAGGAAUACAAUAAAAUGAUGUUCCUGCUGUCCAAGCAGUUCACCCAGUGGGACGAGACCCUGAGGAAGAUGGAGGAGGCCAAGGGCAUCCGGCCUGUGGAGUAGUUACGGUCACCACACACUUCUGACGAGGAUGGUGACAAUGAAGAAGACUGCACUGUGGUGGGAGCUUUAGGCCCGACAGGUGUUCCAUAUGUAGCUUUUUCUUCCAACAAAAGGAGACAAAAGGACUACAACAUUUCACUGUUUUGUUUUUAACUACUAGUCAUUUUGUCACCAGAUUUUAAUUGAUCAGGUGUUAUAACCUUGAUACCCUAAUUGCCUCUUCCCAUGAUAUUGUUGGUUUAAGAACAUUCUCUAAAUGACAAAUGAAAAAUCUGGGAGUUCAAUAUAAGUUCAGAUGUCUAAUAAAACUUUUUUUUUUUUUUUUUUUUUCCAUUGGUGAAGAAAAAAUGUAGUCCAUUUAAAUAACAAGUCAUUUCUCUAUUAAGAGUACAUGCACAUGUGUGCAGGUAAAUUGACCUACCAGCUUCUUCAAAAGUUUGAGAAAUGAACAAAACAGUUUUUGUUGUAUGUGGUGCAGAGUCUGUAAUAACGGACUGGUGUGUCUCCCAACUGAUGGCGGUGGUGCCCAAACACUAUCAGUAAUCCUGUCCCAUUCGUACAAACCCAGUCAUACAGUAUAACUGGCGUCUAAGGAGUGGCAGAAACAAAAAAUGUAGAGGAACUCAGUCUCAAGUGAGUCUUCGGUCACCUGAAGGAAGUCGCUCCCAUCACGUGACGUGUGGCUCAGACAGCUCAGAGAGGCUGCUGUUAUUUAUUUUCAGGCAAUGGAGCUUUUUAACGCUCGUAUGUUGACUUAACUUGUAAUGCAUUCCGACAAUACUUCUCUACUGCAAGCCGGUCACGUGACUUGUCCUGCCCUUCACUCAUUCUCACGCUUGCACACAUCCUCUUUAUGUGCUUUUGUUUUUUUUUCCUCUGGAUGCCUCCUGGCAAGAUGACUUGCAGAAACAUAAAACAGCUUCAUUAUUCUUACCAUAGCACUGGUUUUAAAUGUUAUAAAUGUCAAAUGUCAUAUAGCAUGUCUGCAGUUGAUACAAUAAAUAUUACUUGUUUCUUGCAGUA
Molecule: messenger RNA, 1683 nt
Organism: Xiphias gladius (swordfish)
Lineage: Eukaryota; Metazoa; Chordata; Actinopteri; Istiophoriformes; Xiphiidae
Gene: dctn3
Product: dynactin 3 (p22)
Exons: 7
Coding region: 97-660 (187 amino acids)
Biological process (GO): cytoskeleton-dependent cytokinesis
Cellular component (GO): dynactin complex
Source: RefSeq, a predicted model, not a curated record